ACGUGCAGUGCGAUGUGUCUCUCUGGUAACGCGCACCUGCUAGAGCAGCACGCGGCGUGUCACUGUGACAGCUGUGACGGUAAACCCUAAAACUUUCACCACACCACAUAAACUUAACUUGUCGAACUCGCUGAAUCACUGAGUUAAACUUAGCCUCUGGUCUAAAAACAAAGUUCAAAUUCCCGGAGGUGAUCAUGUCUACGAAAGAGGUAGAGAAAACAGCUGAUGAGAGCGCUGAUGAGGAGACGGACUGGCUUUAUGGAGAUGACAAUUUUGAGGAAGAGGAGACAACUGAGAAGGAAGUUUUCAGUGCUCUGAUUGGGGAUGUGGAUGGUGUCAAUGGAGUGUGUUACCAGGACAGUGACUCAGACAGUGACGACGAUGUCUGUGUGACCAUUGGUGACAUUAAAACAGGCGCAUCUCAGGGCUCGUCAUUUGGUUCCGGGUCCAUCAAUCUGAACCUAAAAUCCUCUGCAUCAGGCUCCAAGUCCAGAGGGCUGGAUGCUGAAGGCGCUGUCCUGCAGGUGGAUGUGGAGUCAUUUGAGGAGAAGCCGUGGAGGAAACCAGGUGCGGAUCUGUCUGACUACUUUAACUACGGUUUUAAUGAGGACUCCUGGAAAGUGUACUGUGACAAACAGAGACGACUGCGCAUGAGCCUAGAAAUCCUGAGCCUGGGGUCAUCCAACAAGAUAACGGUGCAUCAGAGCUCUCAUGAUUUGUCAGAAUAUUCAUCCAGGAAGUCGAGCGGCUUGAUCAAUGUUAUCGGUGGACAUUCAGGGACCAUCAGUCGAGUGGAAGGCAGAAGACGUCACGGUGCUGAUGAAAAUAACAUCCAGGUUGUGUCAGAGAAAUCCGCGGACACUGAGUUAUCUUCCCCAAAGCUGUUGCCCUUCUUUCCUCCAAAUAUCCCACCUCCACCUUUCCCUCCUCCCUCCAUCAGCACCACACCCCCCCUCAUACCCCCACCACCACCCGGUUUCCCAUUACCUCCAGGGGCCCUUCCACCUAUGAUACCAACAUUAGAUAGCAGUGGACGUUUGGCGGGCGGUUAUGAUCGGCGUUCAGCUCCUCCUUUCCCCUUCCCUACAGGUGUAUACUCUCCUGCAAUGAGAGUGGCUUCCUGGCCGAGUGUGAUAGACAGCAGCAAGUCAUGGGAAAACUACAGCCGUCAUAACAAAGAAAGAAUGAGAGAGAAAACCAGAGAAAGAGGACACAAGAAAGAGCGAGAGCGGGAGAGAGAGCGAGAACGAUACAAAGAAACAGAUCGAGAGCACAGUCCCACCUCCCAAGACCACAGAAGUGAGGAGGAGCGUACGUCUCGACACAGAGAUCACAGUCAUUAUGGGAGCGAGAGAUACAGAGAAAGCUCUGGAAGAGAAGGACCAAGAGAUAGACAUCGAGAAAGAAGACACCGAGAACAAAAUGAACACCGAUCCUCACGCAGUAGCAGCAGUAGGAGGCGUCAUGAUAGUGAUGACGCAGAAAGCCACAGGAGACACCGACACAAACGCUCCAGACACAGCAGAGGAAACCUCGAGCCCAGCGAGGAGUGCAGCGCCGACCAGGAGAACCAGUCGGAGGCCACUGAAUGAGUCCCUGGCCAGCUGGUGAGACCCUUUGUUGACCAAUAGGUGGUCUGUAGUGAAAGAUCAUUAGUCAGUGACCAACUGUGAAUAGAUUUUGAUUAAUCAUAUGCCAAAACCCUUAAUAAGAUGAGACAAUUUAUGUUAUUGUUUUAGCAUUAAUUUUCUUGAAAGUAUUAUUCCUGAAUAAAAAGCAGUCUGAAGGGUACACUA
Messenger RNA from Danio rerio (zebrafish), 1796 nucleotides. NCBI's taxonomy places the organism in Eukaryota, Metazoa, Chordata, Actinopteri, Cypriniformes, Danionidae. The record is from RefSeq and is a predicted model, not a curated record.